AUGAAAGUUCGUGUCAGGCAUAUGGUUGUGAAGCCAUAUGAAGAUAUAUAUCCUAAGUGGGACGAUAAUAAAGUGUUUACUGAACUGGAUAACAUGAUUCAAGACAUCCUCAGUGGCCUGCUUGAUGAAAACUUUUGGGAAGCAAGGGGUGAUUCCAAGUCCAGAAAGAGAAACAUUCAUGUGAGCCCACCUGUGGUUCCAGCUACUGAUGAUGUGAGUCGUUCUACUAAGCGAAAGAAGGACAAAGAACAUGUCGAUGGCUGUCACGCAUCAGAGAUGGUUGUAGCUCACAACAUCGCUAUACUUGGGUUGGUUGAGUCGGUUAAGAACCUGACUGGAAAAAUAGAUGGAAUUGAUGUUAGUGUCGCUGACAAGGUCACUGCAAAACUAGACGCGGCCAUACAAGAUAAAGUGGAUGCUAGGAUUCGUUUAUAUGAGAUUGAAGUGAUGAAGAAGUUUGCCAUUUUAGAGGAAGACGUAAAGAAUAUUAAAGAAAAGCGUGGUGUAAACAUUCCUACUGAGGUGGCUAACUCCAAUGAUGGAAAGUCCAUUGCGCAAGAAGAGGAUGACGGUUCUAGCAAUGCUUUAGAGAAAAAAGAAAAGAAGACAACUAAGAAGGAGCGUCUUAAGAAUAAGGAGGUGAAAAGGAAAGAGAAGAAAGUUGAAAUGCCACUUAAAAAAGUUAAGGUAGAGAAGGCCUUCAAGAUCCCAGAACUUAAUGACGAGUCCAUUUCGACAAAAGGUUGGGAAAAUCAUCUAAUGUGGCAAAAGAGUGCGAAGUGUAAGGAGGUGUUGAAAGCACUUGCUUCAACUUUCUUGGAGCCUACACAUUGA
This is a messenger RNA of Eruca vesicaria subsp. sativa (arugula), 834 nucleotides long. Lineage: Eukaryota; Viridiplantae; Streptophyta; Magnoliopsida; Brassicales; Brassicaceae. The record is from the annotation of a GenBank genome assembly.